This is a messenger RNA of Sphenostylis stenocarpa, 1809 nucleotides long. NCBI's taxonomy places the organism in Eukaryota, Viridiplantae, Streptophyta, Magnoliopsida, Fabales, Fabaceae. The record is from the annotation of a GenBank genome assembly.
AUGGUGAAGCACUACAGACCGCCGGGGAAGAAAAAGGAGGGGAAUGCUGCUAAGUUUGUCACUAGGUCGCAGGGACUCAAGCAGCUUCAAAUCAGUCUACCACUUUUCAGGAAAUUAUGUAUUUUGAAGGGAGUAACUCCCCGGGAGCCUAAGAAAAAGUUCAAGGGAACACAUCAGACUUAUUACCAUGUGAAGGAUAUUGCCUUCCUUCAUCACGAGCCUUUGGUUGAAGUACAUAGAGCUAUAAGAGUGCAUGAGAGAAAAAUAAAGAAAGCUGAGGCAAAGAAAAACAAUGAACGUGCAAACAGGCUGCGGGAGAAAACACCCAAACCCAAGAUAGAUAGGAUUAUAAGACAGAGGUACCCAAGAUUUGUCGAUGCACUUGGAGAAUUGGAUGACUGCCUUACAAUGGUGCACCUUUUUGCAGCAUUGCCUGCAUCAGAGAGUAAAAAAAUUGAAGUGGAGUGUGUUCAUAAAUGUCGAAGAUUGGCACAUGAGUGGCAAGCGUUCAUAUCUCGGACUCACAAGUUAAGAAAAACAUUUGUGUCUGUGAAAGGCAUAUACUACCAGGCUGAGGUUGAGGGUCAGACAAUAACAUGGUUAAGUCCUCAUUCACUACAACAGGUUGUAUCUGAUGAUGUUGACAUCAUUACCAUGCUAAACUUUCUACAAUUAUAUGAGCCUCUUCUUAGUUUUGUCAAUUUUCGCCUCUAUCAUUCUAUCAAUUUGAAGUACCCCCCAAUUCUUGAUCCACGUUUGGAAGCUUUGGCUGCAGAUCUAUAUGCUCUGUCAAGGUAUGUCAGUGCCAAUACCAGACCCUCUAUAGUGAAUUCUGAAGCUUCUCAAGCUGAAUCAGAACAAUUGGGGACCAAGCAAGAGAUGGCAGAGACUGGAAAUGAAACAUCUGAACUAAGACUUGCUCAACUUCAGAACCAACUUCCUUCUAAUGAACCUGGUGCACUAAUGCACCUUGUUGAUGAAGUUACUGGUGAAGAUGAAGAGGAUCAAGAUACAAAAGAAUGUAAAAAUCUCUUUAAAAAUAUGAAAUUCUUCCUAAGCAGAGAGGUACCAAGGGAAUCAUUGCUUUUUGUUAUUCCUGCUUUUGGGGGCAUAGUUUCCUGGGAGGGAGAAGGGGCACCUUUUGGGGAAUCCGACCAGAGCAUCACUCAUCAGAUUGUUGACAGGGAAGCACAAGGACAUAGGUUCCUCUCUAGAGAUUACGUUCAACCACAGUGGGUAUAUGACUGUGUGAAUGCUCGGAUUAUUUUGCCAACUGAUAAUUAUUUAGUGGGAAGGAUUCCUCCGCCACACUUGUCGCCUUUUAUUAAUUAUGACGAAGAAGGAGCAUAUAUUCCAGAUUAUGCAAAGACCAUUAAACACUUGCAAGCUGCUGCCAGAAAGGAAGUCCUUCCACUUCCAGGUGUUGGGAAGGAAGAUAUGGAAGAUCCUCAAAAUCUUCUGGUUGAAGGUAUUAUUGACCGAGCAGAGGCUAAUGAUGCAGCUCAAAGAAAGCAAAAGAUGAUGAUUCUGGAGCAGCAAUACCACGAUGAUCUGAAAAAAGAACUUAAAGGCGUUACAUACACUUCAGCAGGCUCUAAAGAAACUUCUGGAGCGGUGGAGACUGGAGAAUCAGCUACCAAUGUAGAAGAAACUGCUGAUGAUGAUAUGGGUAAACUUAUGAUGUCACGUAAAAAGAGGAAGCUCUUGGAAGCCAUGCAGAUAUCUAAUAAACGCAAGCAAGCUCAGUCUGAUCUCAUUAAACAACGGAAGAAGAAAAUAGAUGAAGCUCAUCAGAAUCAAAGGAGUUAA